AUGAUUCGUGCGUUGCUUCCCAAACAUGUUGACGCUGUAGUUAAGGUACAAAAAGAUCCUCUAAAAGCAUUGGAGAUGUUCAACUCAGCCAAAAACGAACAAGGGUUCAACCACACUCUAUUCACCUACAAAUGCAUGCUUCAAAAGCUUGGCUUCCAUGGCAAAUUCAACGAGAUGGAGAAUCUUCUCUCUGAGAUGAGAGCGAAUUUAAACAACUCGUUCUUGGAAGGAGCUUACGUUGAAGCCAUGAGACUCUAUGGAAGAAAAGGGAAAGUUCAAGAAGCUGUUGACACCUUCGAACGCAUGGAUUUAUACAACUGCGAUCCUUCUGUUCAUUCCUAUAACGCUAUCAUGAACAUUCUUGUUGAGUUUGGUUACUUCAACCAGGCUCAUAAGGUUUACAUGAGGAUGAUUGAUAAAAGGGUUGAAUCAGAUGUGUAUACGUACACCAUAAGGAUUAAGUCGUUUUGUAGGACACGUAGACCUCAUGCUGCUCUUAGGUUGCUUCGGAAUAUGCCUUUGUUAGGUUGUUUUUCAAAUGCCGUUGCUUAUUGCACUGUUGUUGCGGGGUUUUAUGAAUUUGAUGAUAAAGUGAAAGCACGUGAGCUGUUUGAUGAAAUGCUUGAAUGUUCUUUGUGUCCUGAUGUUACUACUUUUAAUAAGCUUGUUCAUAUUUUAUGUAAGAAGGGUCUUGUUUUGGAAAGUGAGAAGCUUCUUAAUAAGGUUUUCAAGAGAGGGGUUUCUCCGAAUUUGUUUACUUUUAAUAUCUUUAUACAAGGGCUUUGUAAGGAAGGUUCUCUUGAUAGGGCGGUUAGGUUGUUGGGUUGUGUGUCAGGGGAUGGUUUGAGGCCUGAUGUUGUUAGUUAUAAUACAGUCAUAUGUGGGCUGUGUAGGAAUUCGCGGGUUGUUGAAGCUGAGGAAUAUUUGCAUAAAAUGGUUAAUGGUGGAUUUGAGCCGAAUUGUUUCACUUAUAAUAGUAUUAUUGAUGGAUACUGCAAGAAGGGGAUGGUAGUGGAUGCAAAUAGGAUUCUGAAAGAUGCAGUUUUUAAGGGUUUUAAGCCUGAUGAGUUUACCUAUUGUUCAUUAAUUAAUGGUUUUUGCCAGGAUAGUGACCCUGAUCAGGCCGUGGCCAUCUUUAAGGAUGGGCUAGGUAAAGGUUUAAUGCCAAGCGUUAUUGUUUACAAUACUUUGAUUAAAGGGUUAUGUCAGCAAGGACUGAUUUUGCCGGCUUUACAAUUCAUGAAUGAGAUGGCAGAAAAUGGUUGUCACCCUGAUAUAUGGACUUAUAAUCUAAUCAUAAAUGGCUUGUGCAAGAUGGGUUGUUUAUCUGAUGCUAAUCAUUUUAUAAAUGAUGCUAUAGCCAAAGGGUGCAUCCCAGACAUAUUUACCUACAACACUUUGGUUGAUGGCUAUUGCAAACAGAUGAAGUUAGACAGUGCAAUUGAGUUGGUGAACAGAAUGUGGAGUCAAGGUAUGACUCCUGAUGUUAUCACAUAUAACACUUUGUUGAAUGGGCUCUGCAAGGCUGCAAAGUCCGAAGAAGUAAUGGAGAUUUUCAAGGCAAUGCCGGAGAAGGGAUGUACUCCAAACAUAAUUACGUAUAACAUUAUCAUAGAAAGCCUUUGCAAAUCUAAGAAAGUAAAUGAAGCAGUAGAUUUGCUUGGGGAAAUGAAAAGCAAGGGCUUGACACCUGAUGUAGUUAGUUUUGGCACAUUGAUCACCGGGUUCUGCAACAUUGGGGAUCUUGAUGGUGCUUAUCGGUUAUUUAGAGGGAUGGAAAAACAAUCUGAAGUUUGUCAUACAACAGCAACCUAUAAUAUCAUGCUUUGUGCAUUUUCGGAACAACUCAAUAUGAAAAUGGCCGUAAGACUCUUCUCUGAGAUGAAAAAAAAUAGCUGUGACCCAGACAACUAUACUUACAGGGUCAUAAUUGAUGGCUUUUGCAAAACGGGAAAUGUUAUCCGUGGAUACAGUUUUCUAUUGGAGAAUAUUGAAAAGGGAUUUAUUCCAUCACUGACAACAUUUGGACGGGUUUUAAAUUGUCUUUGCGUGGAGCACAAGGUUCAAGAAGCGGUUGGUAUCAUCCACCUUAUGGUACAAAAGGACAUUGUGCCAGAUACUGUGAAUACAAUUUUUGAAGCUGAUAAAAAGGUGGUAGCAGCACCUAAGAUUGUUGUAGAAAAUUUGUUGAAAAAGGGACAUAUAACUUAUCAUGCCUAUGAACUAUUAUAUGAUGGUAUUAGAGAUAAAACGAUUCUUAAGAAAAGAAAUCCAACCUGGAAUUCUCUUCGCCGUGGAGCCAGGUCAUCAGCAGUUGAUUAG
Molecule: messenger RNA, 2322 nt
Organism: Lathyrus sativus (Indian pea)
Lineage: Eukaryota; Viridiplantae; Streptophyta; Magnoliopsida; Fabales; Fabaceae
Source: the annotation of a GenBank genome assembly